This is a messenger RNA of Phanerochaete carnosa HHB-10118-sp, 910 nucleotides long. RefSeq lists its product as uncharacterized. The record is from RefSeq and is a predicted model, not a curated record. The transcript is spliced from 8 exons. Gene Ontology annotation, biological process: ubiquinone biosynthetic process. NCBI's taxonomy places the organism in Eukaryota, Fungi, Basidiomycota, Agaricomycetes, Polyporales, Phanerochaetaceae. Bases 560 to 763 code for a protein of 67 amino acids.
UGGAAGGUUUGGGAAGCAGGUUCUUACUCGAAAGAGUCGUUGCGUCUUGCAUUUUAGACCAAAUUACCCGUCACCUCGCCAUCAGAACACGAUAAGCGUGAAACAUUCUGGGUGGUGAGGCUAGCAGUGUCGGAAGGGCGUCAUCGCGCCUUCGACCGGAUUUCUCCUGCAGAUGGCUGGCCUGAAGCUGCGACGAUCGAGAUUGAGACUGCGGGUGCGUGGAGAGGUACAUGUCCUGAACGAUGGCGGAGAGGUGAACUUAGACCUUGGUAAUUCGGCUGUCAACUUUGCCAUUCGUACUGCUGCUAUCACUCGACGUUGGCACGCCAAGUUGGCGUUCGUUAUUGAAAGACAGGCAUGGCUCUCAUCUUGAGAAGACCGUUCAAACUGUUCAUCAUCUUGGGGGAACCGUCGGUGAGAUCGAAUCUGGCUCAUUUGUUGAGGCCAUGCGGCGGUUCCAAUCGCGCGUCAGCCACGAGGACUUGACUGACCUUCGCACCCGGGGCAUGUCCCGCCAAGUUGCUUGGAGCAUGCGGUCAUGCUUGCUAGAGCGUCCUAAAUGACCCUGACCGCGCCUGCGCGCCAUGAGAUUGUUGCCGCUUUCGGAGACCUCACCUCUGUGCCCGCGCUUCCUACACUCCAGGACCACAUGCUGGCGAGCUCGGAGGGGCGCCGAUUCAUCAAGGAGGCCUCACAUCAACACGAAAACCGUCGGCAUAAAAUAGCUCGCAACCCUCCCCAGAGCGCGUUCGGGCGCACUUAAAUCACUUGGCCAGAGCGAUGCAUCGCCACACCUGACACCCGCGAAUCAAGACAUUACGUGAACGAUGCCGAGCUCGCGUAUGUGACGCAACGCUAUCGCGAUUCCCACGACUUCCACGACUUCCACUGCUGCCUUGUCAAACCUCCC